Penicillium angulare is the source of this 867-nucleotide messenger RNA. RefSeq names its product RlmE family RNA methyltransferase. The coding region runs from base 1 to 867 and encodes 288 amino acids. Gene Ontology annotation, biological process: RNA methylation. The transcript is spliced from 5 exons. Gene Ontology annotation, molecular function: rRNA (uridine-2'-O-ribose)-methyltransferase activity. Lineage: Eukaryota; Fungi; Ascomycota; Eurotiomycetes; Eurotiales; Aspergillaceae. Gene Ontology annotation, cellular component: mitochondrion. The record is from RefSeq and is a predicted model, not a curated record.
AUGUUUCUGUGUCCAUCAUUUCGACCGUUGCGAGGCAUCAGUGGUCUUGAUGCCAUUGGUCAAAUCCGAUUGUCUUCAUCAAAGCGCUGGCAAGCUCGUCAACAUAAAGACCAAUUCACUCGAGAAGCAGCCGUGCAAGGCUUAAAAAGUCGUGCUGCUUUCAAACUCUUACAGAUCGAUGAGAAAUACCAUAUAUUCAAACGGGGCCAAACCAUUGUUGACUUGGGAUAUGCACCCGGCUCCUGGUCGCAGGUGGCUUUCAAUCGAACCCAGCCGAAUGGGCGAGUUUUAGGUGUCGACAUUAUUCCGGCACAGCCUCCGAAGGGAGUCUCCACCAUCCAAGGCAAUUUCCUUGCACCUGAAAUUCAGGCCUAUAUCCAAGAAUUUUUACGCGAUCCCCAAAGAGGCAGGCCACGGCAUUCUACACAUGACGCUGGCGGGAGCGCGCUAGAGUCUACCCGGGGAGCAAAUCAGGAGUCAGCAUCACUGCUUUGUGAUGCAGAUAAUAUUUCAGAUCCAAAGAUCCUACACAGAACGGUAGAUGUAGUUCUAAGUGACAUGUCCGAACCCUGGCUCCAGACAUCUGGUUUCUGGAAACGAAGUCUAAGUGAUCCUUAUAACAGGAUGAUGAACACCAGCGGAAAUAAUUUCAGGGACCACGCGGGUAGCAUGGAUCUCUGCCACGCCGCCUUGCGCUUCAGCUCCGAUGCCCUCAAAACUGGAGGGCAUUUCGUUUGCAAAUUCUACCAAGGCGCAGAAGAUAAAGAGCUUGAGAAGCAACUCAGGGAUCUGUUUCAAAAGGUUCAUCGACUGAAGCCUGAGUCGUCUCGAAGUGUGAGUGGCAACCUGCUUUGCGCUAUUCCUUGA